GCAGCAUCGCCAAAGGCAUUCGCGCAUUUUCGUCAUUGAGCCUGCAACCUUCCACGAAGAGGUGCUAGGUCAGCCUUUGCUCGUAGUCUGCUGCCAGAGCGUCACAGAUGCAAUGCUUUCGCCCUUCACUGAAGCGCGCAACUCGGGUGGGCGGAUCGUGGAGGCCCCAUGGAGGCCCCACAAGAGUUGGAGCGGCCCGAGCGCCGAGGUAGAGCGAGCGCCGAGAGACCCAGGAACGUCGUCAGGGCAUGGUCGCUUGCGGGGAGACUUUUUUGCUCCUCUGACGCAGGGUACGGGCUGGCUCCUGACCAAGUGGCCGGUGGGCGCUUCGCGCGAUGAAGCAAGGUCUCACCAAGACAUUGAGACGAAAGGUAUAUAGAAGUCCAGUGGGGACGUUGUCCCCUCAUCUCCUGAUCCAUUCCACCAAUCUCCUCCUGUUUCUCGGUACUCAAGAUGAGGUCGCACUCCCUGUUGGGCUCAGCGGCUUGCCUGCUUGGAGCAGCUACUACGGCGCUCGCGGCUCCCGCCACUCAAGCACUCAGCCUGCGACAGAAUGAUAAUGACAACGAUGGCAUCCGACCUAGCUUCAAUGUCAAGUCGUGCCCUGGAUACAAGGUCGCCGGUGAUGUCCAGAACGCCACGUCCGGCUUCACGGUCCCGCUCGCACUCGCCGGAGACGCUUGCAAUGCCUUCGGCGUCGACAUCAAGAACCUCACACUCGCGGUCGUCUACGAGAAGCCAGAGCAGCUCCACGUCCACAUCUACGACACGGCCAAGCAGCAAUUCCAGCUCCCAAGCGGCCUUCUCUACGACUACCCCACCGACGACCCUGCUCAGGAUGGCCUGUCAAACGCCGAGGCGAGCCACUUUGAGUUCCAUCACACCGGCGCCAAUGAUAGCGAGCCUUGGGCCUUUUGGGUGACUCGCAAGUCAAACAAUGACAUCAUCUUCGACACGCGUGCGGCCAGGAUUCCCACGUACGACCAGCCGCUCAAUGGCACCGAGGACAAGCAUAACUCGACGGCUAUGCCUGCCCACCCGCUCGUCUUCGAGAACCAAUACCUCCAGCUGUCCAGUGCACUGCCUGCUGACGCCAAUAUCUACGGUUUGGGCGAGUACAUCUCUGGAGGAUUCCGCCGCAACCCCAACAACACCGUUCAGCCCUUCUUUACCCUGGAUGCUGGAGACCCGACCGAUUCUAACAUGUACGGAUACCAUCCGGUCUACCUCGAGGUGCGACCGCAAGAGGACAAGAAGGUGGAGUCACACAUGGUCUACUUCCAGAGUACCUCAGGCCUCGACGUGAUCCUCCGACCCAAAGUCAUCCAGUACCGCGCCAUCGGUGGUACCCUCGACUUCCGCUUCUUCUCCGGCAGUGAGAGCAGUGGCAGCGACGCCGGCAACUCCACCGAGGCCUCAGGUGACGAGGACGCCGAGAUGCAGGCGGACCGACGUAUGGUCUUGGACGCGCGCCAGGACAACUCCACCGAGGAGUCCUCGAGCUCCUUGACCAGCUCACCCAUGGUCGCCAGCUCCCAGUACGUCUCCUUCAUUGGUAAGCCUCUCCUGGCUCCUCUCUGGUCCUACGGAUUCCACCUCUGCCGUUGGGGGUACCGCACCGCCAACCAGACUCUCGGCGUGGCCAAGAAGAUGAGGGAGCACAACAUCCCCCUCGAGACGAUUUGGAACGACAUCGACGUUCUGGACUCCUUCCGUGACCUCACCAUCGCACCUGACCGCUUCUCGCAGAAGGACGUUGACAGGCUCCUGAACUACCUGGACGAGAACAACCAGCACUACAUCCCGAUCACCGACGCCGCUAUCCCUGCCGCGCCCACCAACGAGUCCGACUCGUACCCUCUUGGCACCGCUGGUAUCGACCAGGACGUCUUCAUCAAGAACGCCAAUGGCUCGACGUACAUCGGUCAGGUCUGGCCCGGCUAUACCUACUUCCCUUCGUGGUUCUCGAACAACACCCAGGACUGGUGGAGCGAGGGCAUUGCCAACUUCUCUAAGCUGGUCAACUUCAGCGGUAUCUGGCUGGACAUGAACGAGCCCUCGAGCUUCUGCGUGGGCUCGUGCGGUACCGGCCAGAACCUGUCUACCUGGUUCGGCCACGAGCCCGUGACGCCCGUCGUUGGCUGGCCCGAAGGAUACGACAACUACACAUACGGCGACUCGGGAAACAUCACCGUCAAGGGCAAGAGCACCUACAGCUCGGAUCUGCUGAUGCAGCGACGAGCCGACGGCGAUGGCCAGGACAGUGGCAAGUCGGCAAAGGUCAACACCAGCGACUACCAUUAUUCAGUCCCCAAGUGGAAUUACCAGAACGACACGCAGCGCUACCUGAGUGUGCCUCCCUACGCGAUCCACAAUGGCAAGGAUGGCAUCUACAAUUAUGACAACAAUGUCGACCUUCUCAACAGCAAGACAGUCGCUAUGGAGGCUAUUGACGGCGAUCAUGCCUUCUACGACGUCCACAAUCUGCACGGCGUCCUCUUCGAGAAGGCAACUUACAACGCUCUGAAGACUCUGCGCCCCAACGAGCGCCCGUUCCUCAUCUCCAGAUCGACGUACCCCGGCGCAGGGAAGUUCAGCCACCACUGGUUGGGUGACAACUUCAGCUUGUGGGCCUCGAUGAGUUCUGCUAUGCAAGGACUGCUUCAGUUCCAGCUGUUCGGCAUCCCAUUGAUCGGCCCUGACACCUGCGGCUUCGCACGUAAUAGCGGUGAGGAGCUGUGCAAUAGGUGGCAGAUGAUGUCUGCGAUGCUCGCGCCCUUCUACCGCAACCACAACAUCGAGGAGAGCAUUGCCCAGGAGCCUUACGAGUGGGACUCCGUAGCCAACGCCACGCGCAUUGCCAACUACAAGCGCCUGCAGAUCCUACCUUACAUGUACUCCACGAUGGCUCGCGCCUCGCAGCAGGGUGUACCGGCCAUUCGCGCCCUCUGGCAAGAGUUCACCGAGACCUUUGUCGACACGGGCGACACCUUCGUGCAGGCGCUCUUUGGUCCCUCGCUCCUUGUCACUCCCGUUCUGGAGCCCAACGUUCGGAGCGUCAAGGGCUACUUCCCGGCUGCUGGUGGCAAGUGGCGCAGUAUCUUCACCUACGAGGCUCUGGACGUUCCCGAGAACAAGAACGUCUCGAUCCCCGCGCCUAUCUCGACGAUCAAUGCCCACAUGCGCCCUGGUGCCGUCAUGCUGACGUACGCUGAGCCCAAGUACACCACCACGGAGACCGCUGCUGGUCCCUACGGACUCUUGGUCAACCUCAACGACGAGGGCAAGGCAAACGGCGACGCCUACGUUGACGACGGUGUUACUCCUGCUCCCCUUCCCUCGCGCGAGCUCCUCUUCACUGCCAACAACGGCUCGCUGAGCGGCUCAACUCCUUCCGGCAACUACACGAUCCCGCAGAAGCUCUCGAGCGUCCUCGUCCUCGGCGUCGAGAAGAAGCCGCAAAACGUGUCAUUUGGCGACGCGCAGGCGGAGUUCAAGUUCGACGACAGCAAGCAGAUGCUCAAUGUCACGGGCUUGCAGGGCGACCUCAAUGGCGACUGGAAGUUGACGUGGAUGUAGAGAGACGCUCGAUAGGCUUGAUCCGGACUCAGAUCCGGAAG
This is a messenger RNA of Jaminaea rosea, 3620 nucleotides long. Its product is annotated as putative alpha-glucosidase precursor. The coding region runs from base 454 to 3579 and encodes 1041 amino acids. Lineage: Eukaryota; Fungi; Basidiomycota; Exobasidiomycetes; Microstromatales. The record is from RefSeq and is a predicted model, not a curated record. Gene Ontology annotation, molecular function: carbohydrate binding; hydrolase activity, hydrolyzing O-glycosyl compounds. The transcript has 2 exons. Gene Ontology annotation, biological process: carbohydrate metabolic process.